UUUUUAAACUGUCAAGUCAAAAUGAAAGUGCAACGGACUUCCACAGGAGGGUGUGGUGUUUGAAGACAAAAUGCAAUGUGUCAGAGAAAUUCUGAUCACUUCACUGAGGCACAUCUCAACUGCAGUACCUGCUACUCAUCUGCUGACAAAAGCUUUGCCACGGUCUGAGAUAUGAAUAACUCAACAGAUUACUGGAUUGAGGAUGAGGAGGACGACCUCAACCCUCUUAUAGAUUACAAUACCUAUGAGCUUCUCUGUGAAAAAAGUGAUGUGAGAAAUUUCAGAAAAUUAUUCCUUCCAGUGUUCUAUGCACUGGCUUUCACAGUUGGAGUGGCUGGAAACUCAUUAGUGGUUGCAAUUUAUGCCUACUGCAAGAAACCCAAGACCAAGACAGACGUGUACAUCAUGCACCUCGCCAUCGCUGAUCUGCUCCUGCUCUUCACCCUCCCUUUCUGGGCUGCAAAUGCAGUGCAGGGAUGGGAACUUGGAAACCCCAUGUGCAAGCUCACUUCUUCUCUGUACACCAUGAAUUUCAGCUCCAGCAUGCUGUUCCUGGCCUGUAUCAGUGUAGAUAGAUACAGGGCCACAUCUGAAUCCCAGGGCCAUAGAAGAGUGGGCAAACACUGCAGUGUUACCUGCAUCUGUGUCUGGCUGGCUGCCACUUUCCUCAGUAUCCCAGAGCUGAUAUUUAAUCAAGUCAAGAAACACAACGAGAGGAACGAAUGCCUUCCCAUAUUUCCAAUGAACAUGGAAACAUUCUUAAAAUCAACCAUUCAAAUCCUGGAAAUUAUCCUGGAAUUCCUGCUUCCUUUCCUAGUAAUGCUAAUCUGCUAUUCUGCUACUGCUCGGGCAAUCUUUAGGUCUGCAAAUGUUAAGAAGUCCAGGCCUUUCAAGGUUCUGCUGGCAGUAGUGGCUACUUUCAUUGUCACCCAGCUACCCUACAACAUUGUGAAGCUGUGGCGAGCCAUAGACAUCAUCUACAUGUUGGUUACAGACUGCCAGGCCAGUAAAACCAUGGAUGUGGCACUCCAGGUCACCAAGAGCAUUGCUCUGUUCCACGCCUGCCUCAACCCUCUCCUCUAUGCCUUCCUGGGUGCCUCUUUCAAAAUGCACAUCAUGAAAAUUGCAAAAAAUUACGGGUACUGGAGAAGGCAGCAGCAGAAUGAAGAAAUUUCUAUGAAUUAUGAAGACCCUACUGAAGAAACAAUCAGUUUCACUAUAUAGGCCCUGAAUUGUUUCCAUCAUCUUAUAUAACCAAGGAAAUUGUUUACUAAUUCCAGGGGUAUUGCUUCUACAGGUGUUUCUCUGCAAGUCAGCUUUCAGAUGAAUUUCUGAACCUGCCAA
Molecule: messenger RNA, 1344 nt
Organism: Camarhynchus parvulus
Lineage: Eukaryota; Metazoa; Chordata; Aves; Passeriformes; Thraupidae
Gene: ACKR4
Product: atypical chemokine receptor 4
Exons: 2
Biological process (GO): immune response; G protein-coupled receptor signaling pathway; chemotaxis
Cellular component (GO): membrane
Molecular function (GO): scavenger receptor activity; chemokine receptor activity; chemokine binding
Source: RefSeq, a predicted model, not a curated record